This is a messenger RNA of Arachis duranensis, 3151 nucleotides long. Its product is annotated as katanin p80 WD40 repeat-containing subunit B1 homolog KTN80.4. The record is from RefSeq and is a predicted model, not a curated record. Lineage: Eukaryota; Viridiplantae; Streptophyta; Magnoliopsida; Fabales; Fabaceae. Bases 453 to 2732 code for a protein of 759 amino acids. Gene Ontology annotation, cellular component: katanin complex. Gene Ontology annotation, biological process: microtubule severing; microtubule depolymerization. The transcript is spliced from 19 exons. Gene Ontology annotation, molecular function: microtubule binding.
CCGUUCUUCCCACUCUCAGGUUAAUUUGAAACACAAAGCAUUAACUCCAUUUCCAUCAUCAUUCAUUCAUUCAUUACACUCUCACGCACACUUCGUGAAACACAAACGCGCUUCUUCUUCUCUCUCUCUAACAGAUCCCUCUGCCUCACCACUCAAAUGCACCUCCAUUGUUAACCACCCCUCACCGCCGCUAAACGACGCCGUUUCACUUAACCUUACAUGCUUUGCUUCUUCCGCCACCUAAGAACUUAACCUUCUUUUUCAUGCUUAUGCGCCACUCUCUGCUUCUCCAAGUUAAAUCUGAUUGUAAACGAAGAUCUAGAAUCUUCUAGAAGCAGACUGCUGAGUUUGGAUCUGUGUUUUUUCUCUCUCUCGAAUGGUUCGAGUAGAGAGAAUUUGUUAGGGUUUUCGAUUUUUCCGUUAAUAUCUGUUUGCUGCUUUGUGUGCCACUGAUGACUACUAAACGCGCCUACAAGCUGCAGGAAUUUGUGGCGCAUGCUUCCACUGUGAACUGUCUUAAAAUUGGGAGGAAAUCGUCUAGGGUUCUUGUCACUGGUGGUGAAGAUCACAAGGUCAAUCUUUGGGCUAUUGGCAAACCUAAUGCUAUACUGAGUUUGUCAGGGCAUACUAGUGGGAUAGAUUCUGUAAGCUUUGAUUCCUCUGAAGUGUUGGUAGCCGCCGGAGCUGCUAGUGGCACUAUAAAACUUUGGGACUUGGAGGAGGCAAAGAUUGUUCGUACUCUUACUGGUCAUAGGUCCAAUUGUACAUCAGUGGACUUCCAUCCUUUUGGAGAGUUCUUUGCAUCUGGUUCUCUAGACACUAAUCUUAAGAUAUGGGACAUCAGAAAGAAGGGUUGCAUCCAUACUUACAAGGGCCAUACGCGUGGGGUAAAUGCAAUUAGGUUUACUCCAGAUGGACGAUGGGUUGUUUCAGGUGGAGAGGACCACACUGUGAAGUUAUGGGAUCUGACUGCUGGAAAACUCUUGCACGAUUUUAAGUGCCAUGAGGGCCAGGUCCAGUGUAUAGAUUUUCAUCCCAGUGAGUUUCUACUGGCAACAGGUUCUGCAGAUAGGACAGUUAAAUUUUGGGACCUUGAAACCUUUGAGCUUAUCGGUUCAGCUGGUCCUGAGACAACUGGAGUUCGUUCACUUACUUUCAGUCCUGAUGGGAGGACCCUACUUUGUGGUUUACAUGAGAGUUUGAAGGUUUUCUCUUGGGAGCCUAUAAGAUGUCAUGAUAUGGUGGAAGUGGGUUGGUCUAAAUUGUCAGAUCUUAAUGUUCAUGAAGGGAAACUUCUUGGUUGCUCAUACAAUCAAAGUUGUGUGGGAGUCUGGGUUGUGGACAUUUCGCGCAUUGAACCAUAUGCACUUAGUAAAGGAAACAAACUAAAUGGGCAUUCAGAAACUAAAUCGUCAAGUGGAAAUAUGGCUGUACUGAAUGAGAUCACAGCUAAGCCUAGGCUAUCUGUUUCUCAAAAUCCAGAUCCAUUACUAAAGGAAACAAAAUCUCUUGGAAGGUUGUCAGUUACUCAAGAUCCAGAUCCCUUGAAGGAGGGAAAAUCUUUGACAUCCACAGGAAGUGCACCAAGUACUCCUCAAAGGAUCAAUUUGAACUCUGGUCCCAAGUCAGCAGCAUCUGGUGGUUCAACAGCAGUGAUUAAUGCAGCUCAGAAGAGGAGCUCUUUGAAGUCUCAUAUAACAUCCAAUGUACCACUUAUCAAUAAACCAGAUAUUAUACCUGUAAUUGUCCCCAGAACUAGCGUGAGGCCAGAGCUUAUAGUAGAUUCCAGAAAAGAAGCCGGUAUUGUUGAAAGAACAAUGCCAUUCUCUUUGCAGUCAAAGGCAGCAGAUAUACGCAAGUCUCCAAACAACAGAGAUGAUGUGGAUAAGUUACGCCUCAGUCCUGUAACUGAAUCUGCAGCUUCCAAGGGUAGUGAAUUAAGUGGUUUUGAAGAUAAAAAUAAUUUCCCAGUUGUAGUAAACUCAAUGCAAGAUGAAUCUCGGGGGCAGAAAUUGAGUAGAGACAUAUCUUCUGUCGAAGUACAAAGAGGAGGGAGAAUGCGCUCACUUCUCAAUUUGGAAAAGAGAGAACGAUCUCUUAAUUAUGAAGGACCUAGGCCAGGAAUUUCACACAGGAGAAUAUCAUCUGUACAGCUUCCUUUCAGUGGGAGAGAACCUUCUAUAUCCACCGAGAAGGCCACAGUUUCUGCUAGUGAUGAAGAUUCUAUUGCUGAUGUGAUGGAACAGCACGAUCAAUUUCUCAGUUCAAUGCAGGCUCGCUCAGCCAAGUUACAAGUGGUCUACAGAUGGUGGCAAAGAAAUGAUGUUAAGGAGGCCAUUGAUGCAGUGUCGAAGAUGAAUGAUCAUGCUGUGAUUGCUGAUGUUGUUAGUGUCAUAACGGAAAAAAUGGAUAUUGUUACGCUUGAUGUGUGCACUGGUCUGCUGCCACCACUGACUGACCUUCUACAAAGUCAAAUGGACAGACAUCUAGAAAUAUCGUUAGAAAUGCUAUUGAAGCUGGUCAGAACUUUCGGUUCUAUGAUUUAUUCGGCCGUAUCAGCUGCACCAUCCGUUGGUGUUGAUAUUGAAGCAGAGAAAAGGCUAGAACGUUGCAACGCGUGCUUUGUAGAGCUUGAAAAGGUCAAACAUUUUUUACCUUCUCUUACAAGAAGAGGAGGAUCAAUCGCAAAGUCAGCGCACGAAUUAAAUCUGGCUCUUCAGGAUGUUUCAUGAUUCCGUGUAUUCACUUAUUUCCUCAUGUGCUGCUCAAAAGUUUCAGGGGUGCUAAUAGGGGUUUGUGCAUUUUAAAGAUUUCAACCUCUACAUAAGUCACCGGAUAGGUUUUGACUGCACUUGGAUGAAGAAGCCAUGUAUUGGUUAGGCCUUCAGAUUCAUGGCAAGUGAAAACACCGAUAAUUGGUGCUCACAUUCAUGAUAAGAGUGGAGGCACAGUUAACUACUGAUUCUACGACACAAGCCAAGGCUUUGAGACAUGUCUUGUCACUCACCCUCUACUGAUGGCUGCAUAGUUCUGACAACUAUAACCUUAUUUGUCAUCUGCUUGAUGUAAAGAUCUCACCCCAGUUUGACGACUGACCUCUAUUGUGUAGUGCAAAAGAUACUCCUAUGAAUGAUCUAAUGUUAUUUGAGAA